GAAUCUCUUCAGGAGACACCGAGACCACACCCUGACACCGAUCGCCCACAUUGAGACCGCACCCCGAGACUGAGACAGCACCCCGAGAGCAGUACUGAACCUUCACUAUGAGAGAGUGUUUGUCUAUUCACGUCGGGCAGGCUGGAGUUCAGAUUGGCAAUGCAUGUUGGGAGCUGUAUUGCUUGGAACAUGGAAUUCAGCCUGAUGGGCAGAUGCCGAGUGACAAAACAAUUGGAGGGGGAGAUGAUUCCUUCAACACCUUCUUCAGUGAGACCGGAGCUGGGAAACAUGUCCCCCGAGCAGUCUUUGUGGACUUAGAGCCUACUGUGGUGGAUGAAGUGCGCACUGGGACAUAUCGCCAACUAUUUCAUCCUGAGCAGCUGAUCACUGGGAAGGAAGAUGCCGCCAAUAACUACGCUCGUGGUCAUUACACUAUUGGAAAGGAAAUAGUUGAUCUUGUUUUGGACCGUAUCCGAAAAUUGGCUGAUCAGUGCACAGGUCUACAGGGCUUCCUCAUUUUCCACAGCUUUGGUGGUGGUACUGGGUCUGGAUUUUCUUCUCUCCUGAUGGAAAGACUUUCUGUUGACUAUGGUAAAAAAUCGAAGCUGGAAUUUGCCAUCUACCCAGCCCCGCAAGUAUCAACAGCUGUAGUGGAGCCAUAUAACUCUAUCCUUACAACACACACAACUCUGGAGCAUUCCGAUUGUGCUUUUAUGGUGGACAAUGAAGCAACUUAUGAUAUUUGCCGCAGAAACCUGGACAUCGAGCGUCCGACAUACACCAAUUUAAAUCGUCUCAUAGGGCAGAUUGUGUCCUCCAUCACUGCCUCACUAAGAUUUGAUGGCGCAUUGAAUGUUGACCUCACAGAGUUUCAAACAAACCUUGUUCCAUACCCCCGUAUCCAUUUCCCACUUGUGACCUACGCCCCCGUUAUCUCUGCGGAGAAGGCUUAUCACGAGCAGCUGUCUGUAGCAGAAAUCACCAACGCAUGUUUUGAACCUGCAAACCAAAUGGUAAAAUGUGACCCUCGUCAUGGCAAGUACAUGGCCUGCUGCAUGUUGUACAGAGGAGAUGUGGUUCCAAAAGAUGUCAAUGCUGCCAUUGCUACCAUAAAGACCAAGAGAUCAAUUCAGUUUGUCGACUGGUGCCCAACAGGGUUCAAGGUGGGAAUCAACUACCAACCUCCUACUGUAGUUCCGGGAGGGGAUCUGGCCAAAGUACAACGUGCAGUUUGCAUGCUGAGUAACACAACUGCAAUUGCAGAAGCAUGGGCCAGGCUUGAUCACAAGUUUGACCUCAUGUAUGCCAAGCGUGCGUUUGUACACUGGUAUGUGGGCGAGGGAAUGGAGGAAGGAGAGUUCUCAGAGGCUCGGGAGGACUUGGCUGCAUUGGAGAAGGAUUACGAGGAGGUGGGAAUAGAUUCCUUAGAAGAGGAAGCUGAAGAAGGAUUGGCGUAUUGAAUUACUUUGAACAUAUUGUUUAGUGUUUGACUUUGUAAAGUGCAUCUGUCCUUUAAAUACUGCAAUGAGUCACAUUAAUCAGGGUAAAAAAUCCUCUGGGACCCUAAGAAUGCCUACUGCACAAAUGGGUUUGCUAAACAGCCAAUUCUAGUGCAUUGAAAAUUGAAAUGUAAAAUUCAGGCUAAAGUAGAUUUGCAGAAACUAUGGUAAAGUUGGAACAUUUUCCCCUAAAAUUUUCCAAUUCCAUCCAGUUCAGUGUUAAGUGAAUGAAAGCCUGAAUUUAUUCGAAUACUUGUAGAAUGUCCAUAACACAAUCUUCCCAUUUACAUAAAAAGUGCCAGUGGAAACAUUGAACCCUGACUUAAAGUGGCUCAGUCACCUCAACUUACCUUUCUCCUUUUGUUUUUUCUUCUCUUCCUCUUCCCGAAUCUGUUCUUCAUUUCUGGUCUAUUUCUCUUUAAAACAUAAAAUAAAGUAGGGAUUACUUUGUUAUAUGUAUAUUUCCUACACUUGACAAUCUGGUCAAGCUGACAAAUGAAAUGAAGCUGCCUUAAGCUCAUCCAUUUGUCAUGGUUGUCUAGAGUAGGAAAACUACAAACAAUGUAGUCUCUAAUUUAUCUUAUGUUUUAAAGCGAAAUAGAUCAGAAAUGAUGAAAAGAAUAACAGAUUCUGAAAGGGAAAAGAAGAAGAAACAGUAAGAAGAGGGUAAGUUUAAGGUGACAGAGGCACAAGUUCAGUUGUUUAGUUUGACCAGUUUUAUGAACAUUUUUAAAUGUUUAC
Molecule: messenger RNA, 2240 nt
Organism: Pelobates fuscus (common spadefoot toad)
Lineage: Eukaryota; Metazoa; Chordata; Amphibia; Anura; Pelobatidae
Product: tubulin alpha chain, testis-specific
Exons: 5
Coding region: 108-1460 (450 amino acids)
Biological process (GO): microtubule cytoskeleton organization; mitotic cell cycle
Cellular component (GO): microtubule; cytoplasm
Molecular function (GO): structural constituent of cytoskeleton; GTP binding
Source: RefSeq, a predicted model, not a curated record